CUUUGCGUGGCGGGUUGCAUAAAAGUUACAAAUUCUUUAAAUUCUUGUUUUGGGUUUAACAAAUGAAACACAUUUUUCGAGUUUUAUUUAAUUCCUAGUGCCUUUUGGUUUAAUUAUUCAACCAAAUGCAGUGCCUAUUUUUACGGUGAUCAUGAAGAAAUGAAGCUUUGAUUCAAAUCUCUAGUAUAAUGGAUGAGGCUGCCGCUUUGCCCCAUGGGCCCCCGAUGAAUUUACUUCCACCGACACCAGCCGGUCUCGAAAGUCUGUACUCACUAUGCCGCAAAAUCUAUCCGGAUCAGCCAAAUCCGUUACAAGUGACUGCUCUCCUUAAAUACUGGCUAGCUGGACCUGAUCCUUUGGACUAUAUUUCUAUGUAUGCAAAUCCUGGUAUACCACAUGAAAAUAUUCCACCACACUGGCAUUAUAUAAGUUUUGGUCUAUCUGAUUUACAUGGUGAUGGCAGAGUGCACGACAUUUCUGGUCCGGAGGGAAUUUCAGGAUAUGGAUUUGAACUAACCUUUAGACUAAAAAGGCAACCAGAGGAAACUGCUCCUCCAACAUGGCCAGCAACAUUAAUGCAAUCUUUAGCUAAAUAUGUUUUUCAAUCAGGUAAUACUCUAUGUGCGGGCGAUCAUGUGUCCUGGCAUUGCGCCUUGGAUAAUAGUGAAUCACGAAUACAACACAUGCUAAUGGCAACAGAUGCACAACUGAAAACAACUCAAACUCCAUUUGGUACAGUUGAUUUUGUACAAAUUGUUGGUGUCUGUGCGGACGAAUUACGAGCUGCCCAGCAAUGGAACGGAGAUGGAAUUUUGAAGAUGCUCACUCAGUUACCUUUAGCAGGAGGUCCUUGGUUGAUCACCGACAUGAGAAGAGGAGAAAGCAUAUUCGAAAUAGAUCCUAGUGCCCAUGAAGAAAUAGAAAAUGGAUUCGAAUUGGAAGGUUCAAAUUUGAGUGGGGUUAGUGCGCGGUGUUCCUGGGCCGAACAAGAUUGCACCAAUCUGGACCUUACACUAAUAUCCUGCAAUAUUAAUGUAGAUAGAUCGUUAUAUUCGGACCAGAUCAAACCGUCACUAAAUCUGCUUCCGCAAAACACAAACGUUGAUCAAGAUUACGGAAACUACAAAAUAAAUGAUUUUAGAGACAAAGCGAGCAUUUUAGAAUCCACCGAAUUAGUGCACAUUAAAAAAUUAGAAUCCCUCCAUUUGGUUUUCAAUCUAGAAGCUGGAAGUUUACUUCCUCUUGCAAUAAGGGGUCGCGUCAAACAUGGUCGUCACUUUACCUUCAAAUCAGUACUCGGUGAAAUAGCCAUUACUUUAGUUGCAAACUCGGUCACAGGAACAUUAGUGGAUAAUGAGUAUCCCUAUGUAGCUCAAGGAUCAUGGUUGCAGGUGUUAAUUCCCGAUGAUCUUGCACUGGAUAUGGCCGUAACAUUCCAAGUUCUUAGCACCCCGGAGAACCUCUCACUUCCUAAAGUAUUUGCGUGGCCAGAGCGGAAAUUGGCAAUUACUAUUGUUCCAGACAAAGUUUAAUUACAAAUUAGGAAAGAAAUAUAUUUAUGAGUAACUGUAACUUAUUUAAAUUAUUAUAUUAUCAUUAUUACGCUGUAUACUGUUUUAACAUGAAACCAUGUAAAUCUAUCA
This is a messenger RNA of Photinus pyralis (common eastern firefly), 1643 nucleotides long. It is a transcript of the gene Su(fu), whose product is annotated as suppressor of fused homolog. Gene Ontology annotation, molecular function: transcription factor binding. Gene Ontology annotation, cellular component: nucleus; cytoplasm. The record is from RefSeq and is a predicted model, not a curated record. Lineage: Eukaryota; Metazoa; Arthropoda; Insecta; Coleoptera; Lampyridae. The coding region runs from base 189 to 1532 and encodes 447 amino acids. The transcript is spliced from 7 exons.